This is a messenger RNA of Aethalodelphis obliquidens (Pacific white-sided dolphin), 2642 nucleotides long. It is a transcript of the gene TMPRSS6, whose product is annotated as transmembrane serine protease 6. NCBI's taxonomy places the organism in Eukaryota, Metazoa, Chordata, Mammalia, Artiodactyla, Delphinidae. Gene Ontology annotation, molecular function: protein binding; serine-type endopeptidase activity. The coding region runs from base 67 to 2505 and encodes 812 amino acids. Gene Ontology annotation, biological process: proteolysis. The transcript is spliced from 17 exons. The record is from RefSeq and is a predicted model, not a curated record.
CUGCCCUGCUCCGAGGCCUGGUCUGCUGGGCCUCACGGGCCAGAGAGUGACCCAGCGAGCAGAAGGAUGCCCAUGGCCGAGGCCCCCCAAGCGGCUGGCGGGCAGGGCGAUGGAGGUGAUGGAGAAGAGGCAGAGCCGGAGGGGAUGUUUAAGGCCCCCGAGGACUCCAAGAGAAAAGUCGGCGACUACCUCCGCCUGGCUCCCCUCUGGCUGGCCCUGGUUGUGUUGGCUUCAGUGGGGGUCCUGCUCUGGUAUCUCCUAGGGCACAAGGCAGAGAUGACGGUCAGCCAGGUAUACUCAGGCAGCCUCCGCGUGCUCAAUCGCCACUUCUCCCAGGACCUUGCCCGCCGGGAGUCCAGUGCCUUCCGCAGUGAAACUACCAAAGCUCAGAUGAUGCUCAAGGAGCUCAUUGCCAGCACCUGCCUGGGUACUUACUACAACUCUAGCUCCGUCUACUCCUUUGGGGAGGGACCGCUCACCUGCUUCUUCUGGUUCAUCCUCCAAAUCCCCGAGCACCGCCGGCCGAUGCUGAGCCCCGAGGUGGUGCGAGCCCUGCUGGUGGAGGAGCUGCUGUCCACGGCCAACAGCUCGGCCCCUGCUCCCUACAGGGCCGAGUAUGAGGUGGACCCCGAGGGCCUGGUGAUCCUGGAAGCCAGUGUGAAAGACAUAGUUGCACUGAAUUCCACGCUGGGCUGCUACCGCUACAGCUACGUGGGCCAGGGCCAGGUCCUCCGGCUGAAGGGGCCCGACCCCCUGGCCUCCAGCUGCCUGUGGCACCUGCAGGGCCCCGAGGAUCUCAUGCUCAAACUCCGGCUCGAGUGGAUGCUGGCUGACUGCCGGGACCGGCUGGCCAUGUAUGAUGUGGCUGGGCCCCUCGAGAGGAGACUGAUCACCUCGGUCUAUGGCUGCAGUCGCCAGGAGCCCGUGGUGGAGGUCCUGGCAUCGGGUGCCGUCAUGGCGGUGGUCUGGAAGAAGGGCCUGCACAGCUACUAUGACCCCUUCGUGCUCUCCGUGCAGCCCGUGGCCUUCCAGGCCUGUGAGGUGAAUCUGACCCUGGAAGGCCGGCUGGAGCUGCAGGGUGUCCUCAGCACGCCAUACUUCCCCAGCUACUACUCACCCAGCACCCACUGCUCCUGGCACCUCACGGUGCCAUCCCUGGACUACGGCUUGGCCCUCUGGUUUGAUGCUUACACUCUGCGGAGGCAGAAAUACGACAUGCCAUGCACCCAAGGCCAGUGGACCAUCCAGAACCGGAGGCUGUGUGGCCUGCGCACCCUGCAGCCCUACGCCGAGAGGAUCCCUGUGGUGGCCACCGCUGGCAUCACCAUCAACUUCACGUCCCAGAUCUCCCUCACCGGGCCCGGCGUGCAGGUGCACUACAGCUUGUACAACCAGUCAGAUCCCUGCCCUGGAGAGUUCCUCUGCUCUGUGAAUGGACUCUGUGUGCCUGCCUGUGACGGGGUCAAAGACUGCCCCAACGGCCUGGAUGAGAGAAACUGUGUUUGCAGAGCCACGUACCAGUGCCAAGAGGACAGCACAUGCAUCUCACUGUCCAGGGUCUGUGACCAGCAGCCUGACUGUCUCAAUGGGAGUGAUGAAGAGCUGUGCCAGGAAGGGGUGCCUUGCGGGACCUUCACUUUCCAGUGUGAGGACCGCAGUUGUGUGAAGAAGCCCAACCCACAGUGCGACGGGAACCCCGACUGCAAGGACGGCUCGGACGAGCAGCACUGUGACUGUGGCCUCCAGGGCCCCUCGGGCCGCAUCGUGGGCGGGGUCGAGUCCUCGGAGGGUGAGUGGCCCUGGCAGGCCAGCCUCCAGGUUCGGGGCCGACACAUCUGCGGGGGGGCCCUCAUCACUGACCGCUGGGUCAUCACCGCUGCCCACUGCUUCCAGGAGGACAGCAUGGCGUCCCCGGCGCUGUGGACCGUGUUCCUGGGCAAAGUGUGGCAGAGCGCUCGCUGGCCGGGUGAGGUGUCCUUCAAGGUGAGCCGUCUGCUCCUGCACCCGUACCAUGAGGAGGACAGCCACGACUAUGACGUGGCCCUGCUGCAGCUCGACCACCCCGUGGUGCGCUCGGCCUCCGUGCAACCCGUCUGCCUGCCCGCGCGCUCCCACUUCUUCGAGCCGGGCCUGCACUGCUGGAUCACGGGCUGGGGUGCCCUGCGUGAGGGUGGCCCCACCAGCAACGGUCUGCAGAAGGUGGACGUGCAGCUGAUCCCGCAGGACUUGUGCAGCGAGGCCUACCGCUACCAGGUGACCCCCCGCAUGCUGUGCGCCGGCUACCGCAGGGGCAAGAAGGAUGCCUGCCAGGUGACUCCUGCGGGGUGGGCCAGAUCGGGGAGAGAGGGCGCUGCUCACGUCACCCGGGGCCUGCUGCAGCCUCACGGCAAGGUGGGCUUGGCUGUCCCCACUUUAUGGAUGAGGAAACUGAGGCUCGGGAGGUUGCGAGACUUGCUCCAGGUUGCAGGCCCCAGAUCAGAAGAGACCCCAGGGGGGCAGGGCUGAGGCCCAAGCCCAGCUCUGCUCCUUGCCCUCCGCGAGGCGCUUUGCCCAAGUGAGGCAGCAGAGAGGACUAGAGCCCACAGAAGGCAGGCGGGGCUGGGCAGGGCGCGGGGACACACAUCCACGCUUCCGCGAAAGCC